AGCGCCCAGCGCUUUUUCCUUUGGAAGUAACAAAGCGCAGCAGGCAGCUGCGAGAGCUCAAUGGACGGCGAGGAGCUCCUGAAAAGCGGCUUUAUCUCCUCACCGGCGCUGUAGUCUCCCAGCCAAAGCCCUGUCUGCGCCGAAUGGAGCGCUAAACGCAGCUGGCAGCGAGCACAUCUCACUCGGCUGGAGACUCACGCUGGCUGUUGGGAAGAGUUACUCCAGACUCGCCCAGCGUGCUGCAGCUUCAGCGACACUUUGGUAACGUUGCUUGAUCUCGCAGACUGAAGUGAAACGGCAGCAAUUCCGCGGUGGUCCGCACUUUUCCCAUCCUCAGGUGGUUUUUCUCGCUCUCGAGCUUCUUCUUCUCCGCGUACCGAGCGGCUUUGAGCGCCUCUGAGCGUCGAGAACUCCAAAGAAACAUGCUGGACCCGUCGUCGAGCGAGGAGGAAGAUGAGGUGGUGGAAGAGGAACGCAAAGUGACCCAAGCGCCCAAGGCUGGAGCCACCAGGGUGUCUCCAAGCAGGACCAGCGAGAGCCCUGGAGGUUUGCAGCCGAGCCGGACUAGCAACGUCCGGCCGACCAGCCCCGGGCCCUCGGCGGCUCUGGAGAAGGAGAAGGAUGAUCUGGAGAAGAUGCAAAGGGAGGAAGAGGAGCGAAAGAAGAGGCUGCAGCUGUACGUCUUCGUGAUGCGCUGCAUCGCCUAUCCGUUUAACGCCAAGCAGCCGACGGACAUGGCGAGGCGACAGCAGAAGAUCAGUAAGCAGCAGCUGCAGGUUGUAAAGGAUCGCUUCCAGGCCUUUCUGAAUGGCGAGACGCAGAUUGUGGCAGACGAGGCAUUCAUCAAUGCUGUCCAGAGCUACUACGAGGUGUUCCUGAAGAGCGAUCGCGUGUCUCGAAUGGUCCAGAGUGGGGGCUGCUCAGCCAACGACUCUCGUGAGGUCUUCAAGAAACACAUUGAGAAGCGUGUCCGCAGUCUGCCCGAGAUCGACGGCCUGAGCAAGGAGACCGUGCUCAGCUCCUGGAUGGCCAAGUUCGACACCAUCUACCGAGGCGAGGAGGACCCGCGCAAGCACCAGCAGAGGAUGACGGCCAGCGCCGCCUCUGAACUCAUCCUCAGCAAGGACCAACUUUACGAAAUGUUCCAGCAGAUUCUUGGCAUCAAGAAGUUUGAACAUCAGCUGCUCUACAAUGCUUGCCAGCUGGACAACCCAGAUGAACAGGCUGCACAGAUCAGACGAGAACUGGACGGGCGCCUUCAGAUGGCUGAUCAGAUAGCAAAAGCUUGCAAAUUCCCCAAGUUUAUGUCAAAGGAUAUGGAAGCUAUGUACAUUGAGGAGCUGAAGUCAUCAGUGAAUCUGCUCAUGGCCAACCUGGAGAGCAUGCCCGUGUCUAAGGGAGGCGAGUUCAAACUGCAGAAACUGAAGAGAGGACACAACACCUCCAUCAUUGACAUGGGCCAGGAGGAUGAGAACCAGCUGUCCAAAUCCGAUGUGGUCCUCUCCUUCACUCUAGAGGUUGUGAUCAUGGAGGUACAAGGCCUGAAGUCUCUUGCACCCAACCGCAUCGUCUACUGCACCAUGGAGGUAGAGGGGGGCCAGAAGCUUCAAACUGACCAGGCUGAAGCCUCCAAACCAACCUGGGGAACGCAGGGAGACUUCACCACCACUCAUCCGCUCCCGGCUGUGAAAGUGAAACUUUUCACAGAGAGUACUGGAGUGCUGGCACUGGAAGAUAAAGAGCUGGGACGGGUUGUGUUGCACCCAACUCCCAACAGCCCCAAACAGCCUGAGCUACACAAAAUGACUGUCUCUAAGGGCUGCCCGGACAGUGACCUGAGGAUUAAAUUAGCAGUUCGCAUGGACAAACCUCAGAACAUGAAACACUGUGGAUACCUUUGGGCUAUUGGGAAAAAUGUGUGGAAGAGGUGGAAGAAAAGAUUCUUUGUCUUGGUGCAGGUGAGUCAGUACACCUUUGCCAUGUGCAGCUACAGAGAGAAGAAGGCGGAGCCUGUGGAGCUGCUCCAAUUGGAUGGAUACACUGUGGAUUAUACUGACCCUCAGCCAGGUUUGGAUGGUGGAAGGACGUUCUUUAAUGCAGUGAAGGAGGGAGACACUGUGAUAUUCGCCAGCGAUGACGAGCAGGAUCGGAUCCUGUGGGUGCAGGCCAUGUACAGGGCCACGGGUCAGUCCCACAAACCGGUCCCCCCAACCCAGGUCCAGAAACUCAACGCUAAAGGAGGGACAGCGCCGCAGCUCGACGCGCCAAUCUCACAGUUUUACGCAGACCGUGCGCAGAAACACGGAAUGGACGAGUUCAUCUCAGCAAACCCCUGCAACUUUGACCACGCCUCGCUCUUCGAGAUUUUACAGCGGCUCACACUGGACCACAGACUGAAUGACUCCUACUCCUGUCUGGGUUGGUUUAGUCCAGGCCAGGUGUUUGUACUGGACGAGUAUUGUGCCAGAAAUGGCGUGCGGGGGUGCCACAGACACCUGUGCUACCUGAGUGAUCUGCUAGAGAGGGCUGAGAAUGGAGCCAUGAUUGACCCCACGCUGCUCCACUACAGCUUUGCCUUCUGCGCUUCACAUGUGCACGGCAACAGGCCUGAUGGAAUUGGCACUGUCACUGUAGAAGAGCGUGAACGCUUUGAGGAGAUUAAAGAAAGACUGCGAGUGCUGCUGGAGAACCAGAUCACACAUUUCAGGUACUGUUUUCCAUUUGGACGGCCAGAGGGAGCUCUCAAGGCCACUCUAUCUCUGCUGGAGAGGGUGCUGAUGAAGGACAUUGUAACACCUGUCCCACAGGAGGAGGUGAAGGCCGUGAUUCGGAAGUGUCUAGAGCAAGCAGCUUUGGUCAACUACCAGCGGCUCUCCGAGUACGCCAAAGUGGAAGGGAAAAAGAGAGAAAUGUAUGAGCAUCCUGUCUACUGCUUGGCGUCACAAGUGAUGGAUUUAACCAUUCUUGAGAAAUCUCAGAAGGAUCAGAAGGAUCCAGAGAAUGUAGGCCGCUUAGUUACGCCUGCCAAAAAACUGGAAGACACACUUCGCCUGGCUGAACUGGUCAUUGAGGUGCUACAGCAGAACGAGGAGCAUCAUGCAGAGGAUUCAGGGUCCAGCUCAGGGGAGCAGCUGGGUAAAGAGGCAUUUGCGUGGUGGUCCGAUCUGAUGGUGGAACAUGCAGAGACGUUUCUGUCCCUCUACGCUGUGGACAUGGAUGCAGCACUGGAAGUCCAGCCCCCAGACAGCUGGGACAGUUUUCCUCUCUUCCAACUGCUCAAUGACUAUCUGCGCCUUGACUACAACCUGUGUAAUGGGAAGUUCCACAAGCACCUGCAGGAUCUCUAUGCCCCUCUGGUGGUGAGAUAUGUGGAUCUAAUGGAAUCGUCCAUUGCCCAGUCCAUUCACCGAGGCUUCGAGCGUGAGUCUUGGGAGCCAGUGAAGAGUUUAACAAGUAAUCUGCCCAAUGUCAACCUACCAAAUAUGAAUCUCCAAAUGCCUAAAGUUCCAAAUCUACCAGUGUCAGUUAGUCUGCCACCAGUGCAAAUACCUAGCUUUUCCACUCCCAACUGGAUGCCAGCUUUAUUGGACACAGACAACGGUUCUGGGACGUCAGAGGAUCUGUUCUGGAAGCUGGAUGCCCUGCAGACAUUUAUCAGAGACCUGCACUGGCCUGAAGAGGAGUUUGGCAAACAUCUGGAGACCAGACUCAAGCUAAUGUCCAGUGACAUGAUCGAGUCCUGUGUGAAAAGAACCAGAGUAGCAUUUGAAGUGAAGCUGCAGAAGAGCAGUCGGACCACAGACUUCCGCGUCCCCCAGUCCAUAUGUACCAUGUUCAAUGUCAUGGUGGACGCCAAGGCCCAGUCUGCCAAGCUGUGCACCAUGGAGCUCGGCCAGGAGCGCCAGUACCACUCUCAAAUCGACAAUCUUAUCGAGGAGACGGUGAAAGAAAUGAUUACCUUAUUGGUGGCAAAGUUUGUGGUGAUUCUAGAGAGCGUCCUGGCUAAGCUCUCUCGUUACGAUGAGGGCACACUUUUCUCAUCCUUCCUGUCAUUUACAGUCAAAGCUGCCUCAAAAUAUGUGGAUGUUCCCAAACCUGGCAUGGAUGUAGCUGAUGCCUACGUGACGUUCGUUCGCCACUCUCAGGAUGUCUUGCGGGAUAAGGUCAAUGAGGAGAUGUACAUAGAAAGAUUAUUUGAUCAAUGGUAUACUAGCACGAUGAACCUCCUGGGUACUUGGCUAACAGACCGCAUGGACCUGCAGCUUCACCUCUACCAGCUGAAAAUCCUCAUCCGAAUCGUGAAGAAAAAGUAUCGCGAUUUCCGGCUGCAAGGAGUUCUGGACUCGACUCUGAACAGCAAGAUGUACGAGACGGUGAAGAACAGGCUGAUGCUGGAGGAAGCUACAGCUUCUGUGCGAGAUGGAGGAAUGCUGGGGAUCUCAAUGAAGGACAGUGAUGAGGAAGACAACUAGACACCACAUCGGUGGUCAUGUUUAUCGCAACCUGUUGAAACGAUGCAUGUACUCUGUCCAUCGUGCUCACCUUCCUCAAUAUUUUUUACUGUUGAGUCGUACAACCGCUAAAGGGACCAACUUCAAUUAUUAAGAUGAGAUGCUAAAAAUAAACAAAAAAUUGAAAGUAUCUUUAAUGUUUGUCAGAAGAAUUAUGGUAACAAAAAAAAUCUAUUCAAAAGCGUUUGGUGUUUUACAAAUAAUAAUGUCCAAAAUUCAUCCCUGAAUGUUUCGAAGCAAUAUGGAGUACUACUUGUAAACAAUGUGGCGUGAGAUGGUUAGGAAUAACGCGUUGUGUCCCUGUUUAAUGCAAAUGUGUACGGCGCUUCUUAUGUGUAAUGUAAAUACAUGAAUGGUACAUAAUUGUGCAUAGACUUAUUACUUUGUUUCUUUUGGGAGUUUUUGAGUGUAUGCCAAAUGAAUUGACAAUGUUGUAUUUAAGUUGUUUCAGUUGUUAAAGGUAGCGUUUCUAUGUGGUACACUUCCACAACAAAUCAAGUCAGUCACAGUAUCUUUGUCACCACGAGGGAACAGCCAUCUUUUUUUAAAAUAAGUUGGUAAUAAGUUGAGAUUUUAGAAAUGCAAUAUAUUCCCGUAGCUUCAUUGUGAUAUACUUUGACUAAUGUCAAUAAUAUUUUUUAUGUUUUUAAGUCAUUUGCAAUUUAUAAAUAUGUUAUAUUUUAUCUAUUCUGCAAUUGCAUAACCUAUUUGGACAAAACCUUGAGGGUGGUCUAUCUAUGUUCUUUCCGGCCCUUUCUAUACCAUUCCUAGAAAUGAGCUGUCUCUGUCUGGACAGUAGAAGCCAGUUUUGCUCUUGGCCACUGUUGCUUUGUGAAAUAUCUGAUGCUGUGCAUUGCCCUUUGUGCAGGAGGUAGCAUGUCCCUGUUAUCCAAACACUUUCCAAAGCUCUUGAUUUUGUCAAAAUUAACUGAUGGAUUCAUCUUGCUUCUGCCUUAUGUACAUCCACAAAAAAAGGAAAAAUAAAAUUGGCUUACAGUAACUGAAUUAAACCG
Messenger RNA from Colossoma macropomum (tambaqui), 5524 nucleotides. It is a transcript of the gene cadpsa, whose product is annotated as Ca2+-dependent activator protein for secretion a. The transcript is spliced from 32 exons. Gene Ontology annotation, cellular component: glutamatergic synapse. Gene Ontology annotation, biological process: positive regulation of exocytosis; dense core granule exocytosis; synaptic vesicle exocytosis. The record is from RefSeq and is a predicted model, not a curated record. Lineage: Eukaryota; Metazoa; Chordata; Actinopteri; Characiformes; Serrasalmidae. The coding region runs from base 423 to 4472 and encodes 1349 amino acids.